Molecule: messenger RNA, 507 nt
Organism: Pteronotus mesoamericanus
Lineage: Eukaryota; Metazoa; Chordata; Mammalia; Chiroptera; Mormoopidae
Gene: SDHAF3
Product: succinate dehydrogenase complex assembly factor 3
Exons: 2
Coding region: 92-469 (125 amino acids)
Biological process (GO): succinate metabolic process; mitochondrial respiratory chain complex II assembly
Cellular component (GO): mitochondrial intermembrane space; mitochondrion
Source: RefSeq, a predicted model, not a curated record
CCGUCCGUGUUCAGGUUCACUAGAAUCCAGCGUGGAGGUGGCCCGCACCGUCCCUUUGCGCAGGCGCGGUCUGUGGUCCACGCGCGGCGCUAUGCCGGCCACGCAUGUCUCGCGUGUCCGGGCCUUGUAUCGGCGCAUCUUGCUGCUGCAUCGGGUUCUGCCCCCAGACCUUAAAGCCCUUGGCGACCAGUACGUGAAGGACGAAUUUAGGAGACAUAAGACGGUUGGUUCUGAUGAGGCCCGGCGUUUCUUGCAGGAAUGGGAGGCAUAUGCAGCAGUGCUCUGGCAACAAGCUAAAGAAAACAGACAAAAUUCAACCGAAAAAGCAUGUUUUGGAAUCGCCCUACCAGAAGAAAAACUGAAUGACUUCCGUGAUGAACAAAUAGGACAGUUGCAGGAGCUGAUGCAAGAAGCCACUAAACCCAAUAGGCAAUUUAGUGUCACUGAGUCUAGAAAACCAGAAUUUUAGUCUCUACAAUAAAGCUUAACAAAGCAUUUAAAGUUCAG